Messenger RNA from Paramecium sonneborni, 465 nucleotides. Lineage: Eukaryota; Ciliophora; Oligohymenophorea; Peniculida; Parameciidae. The record is from the annotation of a GenBank genome assembly.
AUGGGAUAAAGUAUAUCCAAUAGUAUGAAAGAAAACUAAAAAGAAAUGUAAAAAGAAAUGCAAAAAAAACAAUUAGAAUUAAUGCUUAAACAGAGAUAAGCUUAAUUAGCUAUUUAAUUUGCAUCAGGCAAAGAGCUUUUCCAUUGGUAUGCAUCAUUUUAUUCUUUCAUUUUUCCUAUUUGUGUAAUUGGAGCUAUAAAAAAGAAAGUAAACUUUUAAAUCAUUUUUAGAAUCCUUUACCAAUUCUAGUAUUAAUUCCUUUAGGAUUUAUUUGUGCAUAUUAAUAUGAUAUGUUUUAUGGGUAGAUAUCUAACUUAAAUUAGUGAUAAAAUGAAGAGAAUCAAAAUAGAAGCAGAAAGAUUAAUAGAACUAGAAUCAAAAUUAUUUUACUUUCCUAAAAAUGCUAAUAUUGUAUCACAAGAAGAGUAUGAAACAAUUCUGUAAAUUAAAAAGAAGGUUAAUUGA